AUGGAUGAUGGCUCGGAGCCAGCGGCUAAGAGACGCAGGGGGCAAGAAGAUACUGAUAAGACACCAAGAGCCCCUCGAAGUCAGCGAACGAGGGGAUUUCCAACAACAUCAGAUGCCCCAGGCUUUGCGCGAGAUGCUCAAGCCCACUCGGUGACAGCAUCGCAAUCAACGCAAUCGCAAGCAUCUGGUCGCUCGUCACCUUCGAAGCAACUCGCAUCACUUGAGAUCAGUCCCAGCGGGUUCGAGCCGCGCGAGUUCACCGUGGACGAUGUUGAUUUGCCACGGCAACUUUGCGACAUACUCGAUGGGCUACAGGAUAUUAAGAAUAGCGCAUUCGGGAUUAUCUCACGCGAUUUCGAGGAGGAAAUCACCAAACUUGCCAAAACCGAUCGUCAAUUUUCUCGGGUCCGAAGCCACAUGUUUGCGGACCCAAGCGUUCGCGAUAAAUUCGGCCCUACACCUUCUCCCGAGGACGCGCGGAGCUUGGCUACGGCAGCAGCCGAUUGCCACGUUACAGUGCAAAACGAAGCUGGAUGGAACAUGAUGGUACACUAUCCUCUCUUAUCCCUGGCCGUUUAUGGCUCCCAGCGUCAAAAACAGCUCGUUGGAGUCGCGCCUUGCACAACUGCGAAGAUCAUCCAGGAGUAUCUUCAAUCGCCAACACAAGCCAAGAUGAUUGACUUUUGCAUCUAUCUCGAUCCAAAGGAUAACGCAUCACAAGUCGAAGAGGCGCGGAGGAUUUUACCAUGCGGCUAUGUCAAUCACACUGACUUUUAUUCGUUGCGCAAUCGUCCCAUCGCUCUGAGCAUUGAGACCAAGGGCGCGAGUAGUACGCCAGCAGGGUCUGCUGAGUUGCAGAUAGGGACAUGGCACUCAGCGCAGUGGCGGUUUCUGGAAGACCUGGUUUCACGCAAUGCUGGUUCUAUGGAUGGGCUGCCGUUUUUACCUGCUAUCAUCGUCCAGGGACAUCAGUGGAGUUUUGCUGCCACGACAAGAGAGGGGCAGAAGACGGUCUUGUGGCUACCAUUCCAGUUUGGUUCGACAGAUGAUGUGAUAGGUGUUUAUAAGACUGUCUUGGGACUUCAGCAACUAUGUCGCUGGGUUGAUGGUGUCUUCUGGCCAUGGUAUAAGAGAAACGCGCUGAGUAUAUCAGAGGAUAGGGAUUAUACAUCAUAG
Molecule: messenger RNA, 1176 nt
Organism: Fusarium musae
Lineage: Eukaryota; Fungi; Ascomycota; Sordariomycetes; Hypocreales; Nectriaceae
Exons: 1
Coding region: 1-1176 (391 amino acids)
Source: RefSeq, a predicted model, not a curated record